AUGAUCUUUAAGCACAGUGGUUUGGGUGAUGGCCAUGCAGCAGAAGGUCUGGAACGCGACAACCAGAAAGAUUACUCGCCUGUUAGGGAUAACAUUUGUGGCUGGCAGUUGCAAUUCCCCCUGCUGAUUAGAAACAGUUCUCUCCAAGAAUGGUUCCUGCGGGAUUACAACACAUCCCAGCAUUUUGUAACCAUCAGUGGAAGUUCUGUUUUGCUUCUCACAAUUGGUAUGGACAAAAGCAUCACUGUGCGGGUUGCUCGGGGCUUGCUAGGGGCGGGUCGUAACCCUCGGCUGUUUCGGGGAAGGAAUUGUCGAUUAGCUGAAUUGCGCCCGUAUGGAAGCGCCCACCUUUGCGUAUCCCCGACUUCCCAGGAGGACCUUUUCCCUGCGCCCCCGUCGGAAAGCUCGCGGUGGAUUACCUGGUUUUCCUGCGUCUGCCGGUGGUUUUUUGAGUAUCGUGGCCUAAACUUAAUAUCAGUUUUACUACAGCAGAUAUAUAUAUGUGCACACAGGAAACCUCGACCUGUCUCUCAGCUGGUUGCACAACAGGUUCCUCAGCAAUUCGUGCCCCCUACACAAUCAAAGAAAGAGAAAAAAGACAAAGUAGAAAAGGAAAAAAGUGAAAAGGAAACAACAAGCAAAAAGAACAGUCAUAAGAAAACCAGGCCAAGGUUGAAAAAUGUGGAUCGAAGUAGCGCCCAGCAUUUGGAAGUUACCGUUGGAGAUCUCACAGUCAUAAUUACAGACUUUAAGGAGAAAACUAAGUCACCACCUGCUUCCAGUGCUGCUUCUGCAGAUCAACACAGUCAGAGUGGCUCUAGCUCUGACAACACAGAGAGGGGAAUGUCCAGGUCAUCUUCACCCAGAGGAGAAGCGUCAUCACUGAAUGGGGAAUCUCAUUAAAGUUUAUUUCCUCCAGUUUCUUUAGUCUCUUCUCUUCAAAACAUGCAAAUACAUAACUUCUGUCACCUGUUACCACAUUUUCAUGACAGAUUAUCCAUGCACAAUUGGUAUGUUGACUGGAACAUAAUUUAUGCAUUUAAAAAAAAAAAAAACCCUCCAGUGGUGGAAACAAUAAUUUAAAUGCAAUCUACAAAUGCUUACAAAGCCUUUUCAGACCAACUUUUUAAUCUUCAUGUGUAAAGGUGCCAUGAAAAUGUGGUUUGAAUGUUCAUUAUGCAGUGUUAUUGGUAAGUCCAUUUUCACUUUUAGUUUAGUGAAUUCUAACACAACUCUUGGAGUCUCUACUAUUGGCAUGUACUGAAUUUAAAUUUUUAUAACAUAGUUCAAGCUGCCUAAAUAUGUAUUAUUUGAGAAUUGUGAAACAUAGUUAUAUGUAUGCAAGUCAGAGAUCAACUUAAUCAACUAUUGCUGCAACAGAAUUUUCAUAAUAAUUAUCUUCUUAAAAACACCUGCUGGUACUUGGUGUGGUUAAAUAGGAAAAAUGUUAUUAAAUAAAACAUUUGUAUGAAUUUUUGCCAAUGUUUGACACAUUUUACUAGAUUACUGUUACUGAAUUAUGUUUUACCAAUAUUUUUUCACACUUAAAACACUUAUUGUAAUGUUUACAAGCAAAAUAGAAAACACAUUCUAAGCAUUGAUUGGUUAACCUUACAAUUCAGGUAAAGUACUACAUUGUCACUGUACACUGGUAUUCUAUGUUGUGUAACAAAUGUGGAACCUCAGAUGACUAUGCAUUUGGCAAAAACUAAUAUUUGGAAAUAUGAACAUUUGGAAAAGCUUUAAAAAUAACAGAAAUGCAGUUCUGAUUUCUGCUUAGUGCUGUUUCCUUGCCCCAAAUUUAUCUAGUGUCAUAUAGUCACUUAUCAUUUCAUUACAGGAAUAUCAGAUGUUGCACAAGAAUAAGGAAAUAACAGUACUAUUAAUUUUUUGUUCCUGAAUCAGUUUCUUUAAUUUUGAUUUGGCCUAUUAGAAUAUAUUAUGUCAUAAAUCAUGCAAAAAACCCAGUACCCUACUUUAUGGCAUAAACUGUCAACAUUUAUGCACUUAGCAAUAUACUGAUACAGAGCAGAACUAUUUACAAUCCCAUCUGGUAUUAUGUAAAAUUACCAAUAAAAUAUUUUUGUGAAUACAGAUUUUGCAUUUUUGUUUACAGCCAAUAAGUGUUUUGAUGCACACAUACAAUCCAUGUAUAGAGUUUAAAUUAUAGAUUCAGGUUCAGUACAAAAGUCCAUUUAGCUCUUUUUAGUGAGGUAGUCCACUUACACUCCUGUGAUUCUUUUCUUUUUCAUUCAAAAUAAAUAUAUUUUUAAGCCCAUGUAAAAGUUGAAUGGACCUUUUUGGUAGUGAAUCCAGCCCCAAAUUAUUACCGACAUAUGAUACGUCUUCUUAACAGCUAAAGCAAUGGAUUUUUGUAGCCCCUGACAAUUGUGAUGUUUGGUGGUUUCUUGUAGUAAUGUAUUUUUCUGUUUUUAAUGCAGUACUUCUACAGGCACAAUGGUACUGUUCUAUUUUGUAAGAUGCUAGUUGUGAAAUACAGUUAGUUGCAUAAAAUGAAAGUCUGAUGUGAUAUCUGAGAACAUACAUACCUCAUUCCUUGGUGUUGCUGUUUAAACUUUUUAGACAUCAAAUGUUAAUUAUAGGCUAUUUCAGAUGGAUAACUACUGACCUGUUUAUUAUGUAUUCUGCUUUAUCUUACUAAAUAGGAUGUCUGUUCAUUGCCGUUACCUGGCCAAAUCUUAGUAUCUGUAAA
Molecule: messenger RNA, 2713 nt
Organism: Charadrius vociferus (killdeer)
Lineage: Eukaryota; Metazoa; Chordata; Aves; Charadriiformes; Charadriidae
Gene: YAF2
Product: YY1 associated factor 2
Exons: 4
Coding region: 1-903 (300 amino acids)
Biological process (GO): positive regulation of DNA-templated transcription
Cellular component (GO): nucleus
Molecular function (GO): DNA binding; transcription coregulator activity
Source: RefSeq, a predicted model, not a curated record